Amoebophrya sp. A120 is the source of this 7965-nucleotide messenger RNA. NCBI's taxonomy places the organism in Eukaryota, Dinophyceae, Syndiniales, Amoebophryaceae. The record is from the annotation of a GenBank genome assembly.
GGUAAUUAUCGUAGCGCUCGGUUUUUUUCGUGCUCUUUGUUCUCGGAAGAUGGAAGUAAGUACUAGAGCGAGUGCUCCCGAACAAGUGCCGCCAGAGGGAGGUUAGUAGGUGGACACUUCUGCAGUAAUGCUGGUGUAAGCCAGCUGUUAGUUUUGUGCCAUCCUCCUAUGCGGAAAAACGUGGACGACGUAAGAGAUGCAGUGGCUACUGGUGACGUGACGCCAGCUUCGACCAUGUGGUCAAUGGUGGUGCAGCGACGCAGAGGAGGAAAGUCCGUCGACCGCACCCGAUUAUUUCUCGCGCUGUCAUUAUGGUCGUAGAGCUGAAAUCUUGGGACGUCGUCAAGUACGUGUAUCACUUGGUUCGUGCUGUGGCGCAGCCCGAGCUAUUGCGCACGCUGCGAGGCAAGGAUGAUCAUGUGUUCCAGCUUCUGGCGGAGGUCUGGCCGAGCGAUCGCACCAGGGAGGAUGUUGCGCGGCGGGGUGUGGCGGAGGAGGGUGGCGAGACCUUUGGUAGUGUUGCGGCUGCACGGGGAGGACGGCACGGCGCUCCUCCUCAUCUCGCGGACGACCAGUGGAACGGGGACGGAGCCGGGGACGCAAAGAAGGCGAUGCGCAGCCUGUUCGUGCUGGGUUGUCUGCGGGCCGUUUGCGUGUACCGGUCCACAAAAAUCGUAUCGCAACUGCUCGCGCUCAUCACAGAGCAGUCCGGCGGAGGACUUGGAGGUGUUCUCGCAACGCCGCCUUCGUGGGCGCCCGCGGCGCGGCUGUUCGUACCCGAGUGCACAACUCCACCCCCUCGUUCCCCUCAUCUGAAAGGUGGCAUAAGGAGCAAAACAAGCAACGGAGGAAAUUGGAUUUCCGCGUGAUAAAUCUGGACACGGAUUGUUGUGCUCUUUCUUGAGGAUCAGGUUCCAAAAUUUGCCAUAGAGAUGACAGAACUUAGAGAUAGAGUCAGAGCGUCAAUUGGGUAUUUAUUAAUAUUUUGCAUUACGGGGAGUUGUUCACCCGCAUAGUUCGGCCAGGGACUCGUGAUGGCGUUUCUUUCUGCUUUGCAGACGGCAUUGCAGCAGUACUUCGGUACGCAGCUGCACACUAUGCAUGGCAAAUAUAAUAUCUGGGUCUGGAAGUACGAUGUUGCCAACGCGCAUUUCACACCACACGAAGAGCUGUCAUACAUGCACAGCCCACCGAAAGAAGGGCUUUUUCUUCAUGCGGAUUAGGAAGUGAGAGGCCUACUUCUCGGAACCUGUGACGCGGGGGCUCGAGUGCCUGGCCUGCUGGGUCAUGCGAAAGCUACAUCACAAGCCUCUGCGUCCUUCCAGACCCGGACAUAUUUAUUGCAGUUGAUACGCAUCGGCUUCCGGCACAAGUUGGCCACGCGGUUCCACGAUCUGUAUUUUGCGCACCAAGCGUACUACCACGCACAGUUUUUCCCGCAUCGGGGAAGAAUCAACAUCCCUGAGAUGUUCACAAAGGAGCUGAAUUCGGUGACGGGCCGGCUCGCGAACUUUGUCUCGGUGCUGUUGGUUUCCUUGCCGCAGCUGGCGGUGUUCAGCUUUGCGCUGGUGUUCCGUCUCCGCCGCGCGAGCCCCUGGCGGAGCGGCGAGGUGGGUCUGGCCUUGUGGCCCCAACUGUACCUCCUGGCGGCGUACGAGGUUGCGCAGCGGCUUUUUCCCAAGGACGUAGGGCAGCUGACGCGGGAACACGCGGUUGCGCAGGCCGCGUACAAAGCCGCUACCACGCGCGUUAAGAACCAUGCGGAGGCCAUCGCCGUGUUCCCGGGGCAAACCGCCGCGCUGCGGGAAAAGGAAAUUUUGGAAGACCGGCUCGGGAACUGCUUGCAGAAAGACGAGGCUUUGAGCUACUCGCUGCGAAAAUUCCACUUCAUAUUCAAGCUCUGCUACACCUACUCACUGCGCCCGCUUCUGGCGGCCUUUCUGCUCCACUACUUCUUCACGACGUCGAGCGCUGCAAGCAAGACGGCCAACACGGUCGCGACUUCCAUCGGACAGGACGCGAGAACUUUUGGAGAGUACCGCCAGACGUUGCUGUUGCUCAGCGAAGGGCUGAUUGCCACGGGAAAUCUGCUGAACAUCCAUGCCAUGCACAGGCACAUUCAGUCGCUUGCGGGGCGGCUGGCGGGCCUUCUCGAGUCGUUGCGCAAUCACAACAGCGCCACCCGGGACAAGCAGCGCGCCGCGGCUGUUUCGCUGGACACCACCCCCAGCCGUGCCGGUGGAAUGCCGAUUGAGGAAAAUAAACCGCGCACGACACUGGACGACGACUGUAGUGAAACGGGGGCCAGCACCGAAUUUGUACCUUCACAGCCAGCACCAGCGAGUAUCACUUUCCGCAAUGCGGACAUCGCAACGCCUGCUGGCGGACCGAGCAGCAUGCGCGGGUUUCUGCUUGUCAAAGACUUGAAUUUGAAGAUCGAGAAGAAAACCGUGCUGCUGACGGGGCACAACGGCGCGGGGAAAAGCAGCAUCUUUCGUGCCAUGGCGGGCCUGUGGCAGCUGCAGCGGGGCUCGGUGCAGUUGGUUCACGAGGAGCAGAUGAUGUACCUCCCGCAGAAGCCCUACUGUGUGCGGGGCACGCUCUUCGAGCAGAUCUGCUACCCCAGCCGGUCGGCGGUGGUUGCCUUUGACGCCGAGAGGUUGUCGGAUUGUCUCACGAAGGUGGGGCUCACCGAUCUCCUCCAGCCUCCCGACUCGGCUGGGAACCGCGGCAGAUCACGGCCCGUGCGGGAUUGGGAUGCGGAGCUGUCGCUGGGCCAAAAGUAUGCUGUGCAAUAAAUCAUGCGCGACUAGUCAAGGUAUUUGUGCACUAUGUUAGUUGUCCUAUUAGUACUGGGUGGUCUAGUACCUCUACUAUGUCGCUUGCCACAGCGACUUCUAAACUAGAUCAUCGGGUGUCCUCCUCUUCCAGGUGACCAUACGGGGGGCACGACAGAACAGAUUACAGAGAGGACAUUGAUAUUUGUCAAAAUGGAAUGUUGCCAAAGUUCGUUGUUGGCUUUUCUGCGUACGAACGAUAAUAUGGACUGGUUUGCUGUUUUUCAUGAAUGCAUAAGACGCAGCGCCUCGCCAUUGCGCGCCUGUGGUAUCAUCGUCCAAAAAUAGCGAUCCUGGAUGAAUGCACAAGCGCGGUAUCCGUGGAACUCGAAGAGUUGCUGUAUGAGGAGUGUCAGCGGUUGUCGAUUGUGUAUGUGACUAUUUGUCAUCGGCCCGCACUGAAACGGUUUCACGAUCUGUCCCUGCACUUGACUGGGGGCUGCGGCUACGUCUUGCGGGAACUCUCCACGCACGAAAAAGCAGAGCCGCGUUCCAAACGGGAGCAGCGGGAGGACGUCGUGGGGGACGAAGGUGCGGCACCGCCUCGACAGCUAGUACAACAACCUGGCGCGCCGGAGGGUGGUCCCCGGCCGGGGCGGGAAUGGCUCUCUUCCACUCUUGCGGAAUCACCUGCUGAGGAUCCCGCAGCGAACGACGCUAUCGUGCAACGACACUCGUUCGCGACCGCAUCGUCUGCGGCAAGCAGUAAGCGCGGCAGCACGGAGGAAAGCGGCGUGGGUCUUGCGGCGGGUAGUUCCCUGUUAGGUAGCGACCAGGGGGUCCAGCUCGACGUGGACUUGAACAGCUCUACCAACUGGGAGGAUGCGCGCAGCACCGACGGGCUCUCGUGCUCCCGCGACCUGCUGUCGAUAUCUGGCACCGGUAGUUGUACCGGCAAACUACCGGACGACGACCACGUCACCGGGGCCCACCAGGGAGCCGAAGUUACGACCACCAAUGACGGAGCUGCCAGGGUGGGCGUGUUAGGCGCCUUUGGGUCCUCGAGCCGUAGUCCGGCGAAGACAGUGGGUCCGACAACCACCGCAGGUUUUCGGGAAAGAAGUGGUCAGGGAUCAUCCGUCCUCGCGGCGCCAAGUGUAGUCCGGGCUGGAUCGGAACGGAAACAAACAGCAGCAGAUCCGGCGGUGGAGAGUUCUUUCGUGAAGUUGAGUGGAGAUGAUGAACGUCUGCGCGAAAACGAGGCAAGCAGGGAAACAAACGUUCGUGCGGAGCGCGCUUCCUUGCCUCCGUUCUGGGACGCGUUUCGGCUUUGGCGACUCGGGGUUGCCGGAAAUGAAAAGUACAUGCUUCAACUCGCAGUGUUGAUUCUCGCGAAGACGUUCGGCUGGGAGUUGUGGGCGCGCUUGCAGCGCCAAACCACCACCCUGUUGCUCAAGGUCGCGAGAAGGACGACGACGACAGGAAGUGCAGCCCCGGGAGCUGCUGGCCGUUUCCUGUCCUCUCUUUCACAAGACUCCUCUCCCAGCAUCACCCGCUUUCUUUGGCGUUCCGAGACUAACAUUCAGGCCGCUCAUCUGCCGGGAAAGAUUUUGCGCCUGACGCUGGCCGGUCUCGUGCACGGUACCGCGAUGGCAGUGGUGGAAGAGGUAGCAGACUGGGUGCAGCGCAACUUCGCACGGAGUAUGCACAAAAAACUGUCGAAUAUCUUCCUGCACAAGUACUUGACGCAAAACCGGUUCUAUCUGUUGGAACACAACUUCGGGUCUUGGACCACGCAGUUUCGAAAGAACAAAGGCCCUUCCAGCAGUACGAGCGCGACCUAUUUUUCCCCCACCGGCGAUGCUGCCGCCGUGCGUGAGGACGCGGACUUGCGCGGCAGCGAGGAGCUACAGGAAUUCUGUCAGGUUUGCGCCAACUUGUUUUCCACACUGGUCACACCGCUGGUAAAUUUGGCAUGGUUCUCUUCACGAUUUUUGAUAGCGACGCGCACAGCACGACGAGAUGUGGAAAUAACUGCGUCGCGAACCACCGCCGGAGUCGUGGUCGCGUCCGCGGCUGGGUCAUCUGCGCGGCAGGCGGUGCAGUUCUGGGUUCUUUUCCUCUACAAUGCGCUGGCCUCCCACGUGAUCCGGUCGUUCUUGAGACACGUGCAGGGCUUCGUCGACCUAGAGAAGAAAUACUUCGCCGACUUUCUAUCCGCGUGCACAAUUUUCCUUUUACCUCCGUCGAAGUCGAAGAGCUGCACCUGGAACAACCGGCACGGCCACAGCUAUCAGUGUACGUCUACGUAUUAAUUAUUUCUGCAUGUCGUCUUUCGAACUUCAGCGCAGAUUACGGCUUCCUGUCCUCCUGUGUGCCAAGUAUACUAUAUGUUGUAUGCACUUUGAUAUUAUAGAAAAGUGCUACGCCUGCACUUCUUUUUUAUUCUUUGCAAAUGCGAAUCGAGAUCAUCGACACAGUCGUGUAUGGGGAAGUUUGCACGCGGAUACUUCCGCGCAGUGCACUACAAAGUCGAGCAGUGCGCGGAGUCUGUCGCGUUUUUCAAGGGCGAUGCCCGGGAGAGAGAUAUUGCGAACGCUUCGCUCCGGUGCCUGCUCGACGUGACAGCGAAAAUGAAUCUCGCGGACGCGGAACAGAAGAUGUGGUUUCACUUUCUGGCCCGGGACAGCAAGGAGUUCUCGCACGGACUGCUCUCGGCCUGCGACCUGCUGCAGUUCGUGCUGCAGCGCAAUCUGACCGCCGCGGAGAAUUCGUACAGCGACGUUUGCCUGCGGAAAAUUAUGGAUUCCAUUUCUAGUCUCUCGAACCUGCAGGAAACGGUGGUGCGGAUCGCCACCACCGGCGGCCGCGUGUGCGCUUUGUUUGACCACCUCGAUGGCCUGGGGGUGGGCGGAGAGCUGCCAUCAACUGCAUGCGUCUACUCCCCGCCGCUGCUUUCUCACCGUGUGGCACACGGCGACCAGGUGGUGCCCGAGGUGGACCUGCUGCACGACCCGUGUCGUCGUGGCACAGAAUUCAUUGCGAAGAGGACGUCCUCGUCGAGAGAUCAGGCGCGGCCUGGGCUGCUGAGUACUUCUGCGGCCUCGUCGCCGUCAGCAAAGACGGCCACCAAGAACCACCCCGAGAACCACAGUGCGAGUGAAGAUGUGCUGGAGUUCCGAAACUUGGCCCUGUGCACCCCGUAUCAAAUGCAAAAGUGUCUGGGUCUGGAAGGUUUUGAGACUUGUCAUGCACGUUUUGCGUGAGCCAUGAUGUCUGUGAUGCAUGCCCUAGCGUCACAGAUUUUUGAGGGCUUCUUGAUGCCUAUUCCGCAUGACAAGUGCCCUCCUGCGUCCGCAGCUGCUUGCGGCGACGGUGCAAAGGUUUUUGAUGUGGCGCAGUCGGGUAUGCAUGACAAAUGCCCUCCCCGCUUAGCAAAAAUUACGUUCCCUUUGCUGCUCACGCAAUACAGACUUUUGUGGAAUCCAAGUGCAGCAUCACAAGUUCGGAUUCUUCCAGACCCAGACAUUUUUACAUUUGACACCCCGGACCAGCAGACCGUGCUCGCGUCGGGAAUCACGCUUGCGUGCCACGGGGGGCUCAUGGUCACCGGGCCAAACGGGUCUGGCAAGACAGCGCUCUUCCGUGUGCUGGCGGGACUCUGGCCGGCCUUUGCGUUUGAGCCCCCGGGGGACAUGCUCCUUGUGCCGCAGAUGACCUACAUGGUCUUUCCCGGCUCGCUCUCCGAACAGGUCAGUUACCCCGAGAAGGUAGCGAAGUGAAAUAAACGCGGCGUUGUUCUCGCCACCCGACAAAAAGAGAGCCUUGGAAGAGGAGUGCCCUGUAGGCUGCCUUUUGCAAUAAAGUUGCGUCAAGACUCAUUGAUUGUCCGUGUGUCGUAAUUCCGACGUAGCAAAAAUACUCAGAAGGCGCCAUGCAAACUGCACGGCUUUCGAGGAGACUCGAUGAAUUUGUAUGUCACGAAAUCAGUUUAACAUUUACAAACUUCUUGAGAGGGCUGGCAUGGCGCGGAACUGUAUUUCUGUACAUCGAAAAUGAAAAAUGCAUGUACAAUACCUCUACUAUGCAUCAAUUUCUGGCUCUUUCUUUGGCGCGGAAGUUGGUUUCAAUGUCAUAGAUGGAGCCCGUCUCGUCCGCAACCGCCCGGCACCGCAUGUACGAGUUCUGCGUGGAAUAUGGGCACACAAUGCGGGAAAUCGUCAGACAUAAAGAGCUUAGCUGUUAGUCGCGAAACCAGGAAGUAGCCCACCGUUGAUCACGCUCAGCGGUAGGGUUGCACUCAGCGUAAACGUUACGCAAGACGAAGUUAGGUACAUGAGAAAUGGUUCUAACGCGGUCCUGGCGUCCAAGUACAACAGUCAACAUCACAGCCCUCAGAAGAAGGGCCGCUGUGGGUCUUCGUCGAGGGUAUUUGGAGGUUGUUUUCACUUCGCUUGUCAUGCUGCACCACGAAGCGUUGCUCAUCAUCUGCAAUAGAAGACCUCCCCCGGAUGGUGCACAUUUCGGGUUGAUGAAUAUGCAGUGCCCGAUUGUAAAAAUGAUUUCUCGCGUGCUCACCGCAUCUGCAUACGGAAACGGCACUGAAAAAGGUUGAUCUUCUUUACCUGGCGGACCGGUUUCCCAAGCGGACCGCAACGGGCAGCGUUUCCGGCCGCGGGAACCUGCGGGCUGACUCCAGCGCCCCUCCCGUGGUUUGGGAGCAUGUCCUGUCGCUCGGGGAGCAGCAGCGGCUGUGUUUCGCGCGCGUUUUUUACCAGCUAGAAAAGGCGCGCCUGCGCGAGGUUGCCAUGCGGCAGAUCUACCCGCAAGAGCCCGCCAACAAGGCGAGCGUGGUGACCACCGUUGUGCUGGAUGACUGCACCUCGGCCGUAGCCGUGGAAAUCGAAGACCAACUGUAUGAGCAACUGUACAACAGCGCUGGCCAUGCGAGUCAUCGCAUUCGCUGCGUCACUAUUUCGCAGCGUCUUGCCGCGAACCUGCGACGUUUUCAUGAGAAAGAGCUGCGGCUUGGGGUGGAAAACGAUCUGAGACACAGGGUGCGUAUAAUCUAGUGUAGAAGCCCUUCUGGUUCUUACACGUAGUAGAAGGACCGUCAAAAAUCCUCGCCUUGCAUUCUCCUCUAGAACGGAAAGUUGAAGGUUGCUGCGAGUGCCGUCUCUAAUCGGAC